This is a messenger RNA of Drosophila gunungcola (fruit fly), 574 nucleotides long. Its product is annotated as acyl-coenzyme A thioesterase 13. The record is from RefSeq and is a predicted model, not a curated record. The transcript has 2 exons. Gene Ontology annotation, molecular function: fatty acyl-CoA hydrolase activity. Bases 43 to 492 code for a protein of 149 amino acids. Lineage: Eukaryota; Metazoa; Arthropoda; Insecta; Diptera; Drosophilidae.
UCAUUUUGCAGUGCUCAGUUCGGAAAUUCAAAAUCCACCGCAAUGGCGACCAAAAAACUGGGAAUGGACUUCGUAAAAAAUAUGUCGGAAUACGCCAGUGGAUCCAACGGAUUUGAUCGGGUCUUGAGAAUGAUUAAAAUAACCGGCGGUGGUGAUGGACGCGCCGUGGGAGAGUUCACUGUGCAAGAGGAGCAUUUGAACCGGCAGGGAACUCUUCACGGAGGUCUGACUGCCACAAUUGUGGAUAAUUGCACAACAUACGCGCUAAUGUCGAAAGGAUCCCAUCCCGGCGUCACGGCCAAUUUAAAUGUCAGCUAUAUUGCCGCUGCUUAUCCUGGUGAAGUUAUAGAAGUAGAUUGUAACACUGUACGGGCCGGUAAGAAGAUGGCCUAUUUGGAUUGCCUUUUGAGGCGCAAAUCGGAUGGCAAGAUCAUUGCCAAGGGAGGACAAGUCAAGUAUAUUCAAUUCGACAAGGAAAAGCUGGAUUUUUAAAUAAAAUGUGUGGAUCAUUUGUGGAAAAUUUAAAAUCGGUUUUUAAAUAAACUAAAUUAUGACCACCUUUCGAUAGAAACGG